CUCCGGCUCAGGAGUCAGAUGUUUUCCAAUAAAACAAGGCUGGUGAGGAGCCAAGAUGGCGGCCUGCGAAGAGCCAGUUUCCGUGUUAAUUGAGAGCGAGGGGGCGGGUCUAUAUAACUGCAUCACAGCUGAUCUGGAGGUUCCCCCCCCUCCUCAAGUUGUUUUUUUGCAGAGAGCAGCUUUGCAGAGAAUCACAAGAGGAUCUCUCUCUUGUUUUCUUUCUCCUCUGCCUUGUUAUUUUAACCUGGCGCUUUAAAAAACUAAAUCCAGCCUUUUUUUUUUCCGUUUUCAGACCCGUAGCGAAUUUAAAGCACAGCGCAGUUCCACAAUGCCACUUCUUUUCAGAAUAAACUGCUUUUCUCGCAAUUUUUCACCCGCACCCCCUCGUCUUUUUUGUCACCCACAGUGAAUUUAGCCCAGGUCUGACCCACUUUGAAGUGUGUUCGCCUUCACUGCACCUCAUGUGUUAGUGCGAGCCGCCGGCGGAGAUGUUUUCGGCAGGAGAGGAGGUUCAUUCCCAGUUGUUUACCUCACUGAAGGAGUCCUCCGGAGCUGCAGUCUCCCCAGCACUGGAGCUCAGUCUAACUGCCGUGUACACCGUCCUCUACUCCCUCCUGUUUGUUUUCGUCUACCUGCAGCUCUGGCUCAUUUUGCACUACGGACACAAGCGUUUCAGCUACCAGAGCGUGUUUCUGUUUCUGUGCCUGCUGUGGGCAGCGCUGCGGACGACGCUCUUCUCUUUCUACUUUAAAAAUGUGGUGCAGGCCAACCAGCUGCAGCCUCUGGCCUACUGGCUGCUCUACUGCUGCCCCGUCUGCCUACAAUUCUUCACCCUCUGCCUGCUCAACCUCUACUUCACACAGGUGAUGUUUAAAGCUAAAGCCAAGUAUUCACCAGAGCUCACAAAGUACAAGGUUCCCCUGCGUUUGUUCUUCCUGUCUCUCAGUAUAUUUUUCCUGGUGGUGAAUUUGACUUGUGCACUGUUAGUGCAAGGAGCUCUUGAACACUCUGAAUCCCCGAGUGAUGGGAGUGUCAGACAUGCAGUCUUGGCCCGGGUCCUGAUCAACGACAGUCUGUUUGUGCUGUGUGCCAUAUCUCUGGCUGUGUGCAUCUUCAAGAUCGCCAAGAUGUCAUCUGCCAACGUUUAUCUCGAGUCCAAGGCUGACGUACAGGAGAUCAGCGGUGAAGCCUACAUUGUGUUUGGGAUCAUUCUGUUCUUCUGGGAGCUGCUGCCUACCAGCUUAGUUGUGGUUUUCUUUAGAGUCCAGAGACCCAACCAAAACCUGGCUCCAGGAGGCAUGAUCAACAGCCAUAGUUUCAGCUCCAGGGCUUAUUUCUUUGACAAUCCCCGGCGGUACGACAGCGAUGACGACCUGUCCAGAAGCAUCAAUAACAGGACUGAUCGGGCCAGUCUUCUGUCCACCACACCCCAACCAGGAGCAUCUAGUUGGUAUGGCUCCAUCCAAUGUAAUGCACCUUUGGCAGCAGGGGUGGCAUCUGCCCAGCAGCCACCAUCUUCCACGGCGCCCCUCCUUUUUGCCUAUGGAAACAUCCAGAGUCACCAUCACCACCAUCACAACUACUACUCCACCCCCCAGAACAACUAUCACCAUCACAGUAACUAUUAUUCCACACCACAGAAUUAUCACUGCGGAUCACAGACGUAUUUCAGCACCCCACAGAAUUAAGCUGGAGCGGUCAUAAAGAUUAAAAAAAGGAAAAAAAAAAAAAGAAAGAAGAGGGACUGAUUACUCAAAAUGUUGUUUUUUUGUUUUUGUUUUUUUCUUUGUCGGCAUUCUGCUUAACAAACAGCGUCAUAACUUGUACUUGUACAAAACUUUUUCUCUGGACCAAAUUGUGCGUAAUAAUUGGUUCGCCAAAUAAUUUUGGAGAAAUGUGGGGGUGUAAACAAUGAAAAGGUUGGCACACCAUGACUACUUGCUUUUUGAAAGCCAUCUUUAAACAGGAACCAUGGAACAAUUUGCAGCACUAGUAGCUAAUAUGCCUACAAAUGAAGAUGCUUUUUUGUGUUUAAUAUUUUGUCAAUAAUUUUUUGAGAUUGGUUCCAAUCAUCGACCGGAAAAAUCAUCACCCAUUUCCCUUUCCUGGUAAAUUCCACUCACACUAUUCAUUUCGGCAUAUAUACGAUAAUCAAGCAGGUAUGUAAGCUAAAAUGGCUAAUCAUAAAUCUGCAACAGUAUGACAGUGACAAGUUCGGGACGUCUUGUCAAAUUAUUGUUUGGAUCAUGUGACCGUUUGCAAUAGAAACGUAAAAAUGCAAACUUUUAAUUGGCAGUAGGCUAAGUUGGGAAAGGGCACAGCACUGCAGGUGGGCUUUUUCAAUAGAAGAACAUCUGUGUUCUCCAAUUCAGUAUUCAGUUAUUACACAUUAACACUUCUUUGCACUUUUUUGAAAGUGAAAUAUUUCUUAAGCGUUAUUUAAAAAUGGCUACACAAACACAACAAGAGUCAUCAGCUGUAGCCAUAGCUAAAAUAUUUUGACCAGCUAGCUGUGGGAGAGAACGGUGUAGCUAGCAGCUAACAAGGAAAAAAUGUUUUGUGUGCCUGCCACUGUUUACUGAUGUAGUUACAUUUGAAGAAAAAAAAAAAAAAAGAUGAAGCUAAUAAAAAGUUUAAUUAUCAUUACUUGUUUUAUUUGCCACGCAGAUGGUUUACCUGAAUGUAAAAACAGCCUAAUCAAAUUAAACUGGCCAGUGCUAUUUGGCUAACUAAUGGACUAUGAACAGAAACCAGAAAUCUUGUAAGCCUACACAUUCCUACAAAUGCAUAUGCAUAAAUUUGUUUACAGAGAUUUCUUCUCACAAUUCAGAUCUGGGAAUAUUUUCACAAUCCCCUUAUGCUAUACAGAAUGUUCUUGGGAAAGUUCAAACCUUUGUCAUAAUACCAUUAUAAGCUAGGCCAUUAAAAUCUAACCCUUUAAACAUAGGAGUAACUCUUCACUAUGAAAACUAAAUUAUGUACUUCUGCAAAAGAUGUUUAUCACUCUUAAGAUCUAGUUUUGACAGGAAUUAGCGUUUGCUAAUUUGCAGUGACUGUUGAUUCAGCGAGUGCUAGGUCAUACCGAGUGCUGAAGCUUUCUUAAUCUGUUUAGCAAGAAAAUUAGCAGAGACCCAGAAAAUGCAGGAAGCUAAUGAUUCCUUAGCUUCGUGUGUUUUCAUAGCCAAGUCCUUCACCAAACAGAUUGGUAGGAAUCUAUUUUUAAAGGCAAAUUUAUUACCUUGGUUAAAAUGUUGCCGUUAAAUUGUACCACACAAACAGAAAGGUGUGCAAAAGCUAUCAAAAACCUUCCUACUUUAAGCUGCUGAACCACUCCUUUACUGGCACAUAAUGUUGGUUGGGUCAAAUAAGUUUACAGUUCUCAAAACUUGCAAAAUACUGUUACAUUUAAAGGUACUUUUUGUCAUUACCCUCUGAAAAGUUAAACCAGCACUUUCACCACCAGGAAGCAGCAUUUUACCAACAGGUGUACUGAAUUAGGUUCACAUUUCUGUUUAGCCACACCCUUGUGUCCUCAAACGGCAUCUAGAUUGCCAUUAAAAUGAAUGCAUACUUACUGACUUGCUUGAUUGAUUCAGAGCGCCCUCUUGUGUUUCACAUUGGUAUUACAAAAUAUGGGCUAGUUCAGCUUGGCUGAUAUUACUUCAACACAAUUCACAUAUGUUGUGGACAUGAAGUCAUAGAUUGAUUCUUUAACUUGUGUUCAUAGUUUAAAAAGUUAAAAAGAGUUAUGUGCCCAGGAAAAAAAAAAAAAAGUCAGAUUUAUAUGUAGCAGCUGUAUGGGUAUCAAUCUCAACAGAAUCAGCCCGAUUGAGGAAAACUGUUUAACAGAUUAUUGCCUGAGCCAGACUUCAACCAAAUCUGCUUGGCUUCUAGAGAAUGCCGAUGUUGAUGAAACUGCUGAUGUUGGAUAAAAAUAUUUAACAGCUACAUCCAGGCAACCUUGGACAAAAUCAUACAAUGGAAAUUUGUGAAAAUGUAAGACUGGAGCAAAAAUUCUAUCACGCAUUCUUAUGUGAGAUAGUGAAUACACUGUCAAGAAUUAAAAUAUAUCAUAGCUUCAUCUCAAUCACAAUCUCACAUCAUACAUAGGAGAUUAUAGUAUUAAUAUGUGGCCUACAUCCAAUAUUGGACUAUAACUUGGCCCUUACUGCUCGUUUGGAAGGGAAAGGUUCGGUAAAACGUGACCAAAAACUUUUAUGGCACCUAAUUCUUUGUGAGCUGUGAGGCAACGAUUUGCACUUAGAAAAGAAGUUCACCUUCAAUUUAAAAAAAAAAAAGAAAAGAAAAAAAAAAGGGCUUUUCAGGGCCUGAAUGUAGGUUUUUCUUCUCAAACCUUGUAUUUUUGUUCAGUAAUCAUCUUUAUUCUGUAUUUUACUAUUUAUCCUUUUGGAAAGGAAAACAUCAAUGUGCCAUCACAUGCCAUCAUAUCUAAUAGUUUCAUUCCUUAAGGAAAACAUUUUUGCACAAAAAAAAGGUUGAAUGAUGUUGUUAAUUGUGUCUGGCUAUGUAAUUUCUAAUUCGUGUGUGAAGUAAUUUGUGUGUGUGUGUGUGUGUGUGUGUGUGAUCGUAUGCUUUUCUACAUUACUGUUUAUUCUACAUUAAUUUUUACUGUCUAACACAUUAUGCAGUUUAUUUUUUUUGCCCCAUUGUUCUUCAUAAUGUUUCACAUGUUCCAAAUCUCAUAACAGACUGCAGCUUCACUUUUAUUAAAAGCUUGACUUUUAAUGGAACUUUUUUGCUUUAUGACCCCAGUCCCAAAUCAGAAUCCCUCCAUCUCUUCUGACUAAAAGAAAAAUGUUCCCACAUGGUUUUGGAACACACUUUAACAGACUCAUUUCAAUUGUAUUUCAUGCUUUCCAUCACUUCUUCAACAGGUUAUACUGGACAAUCUGAAACACAAUGAAAGAAAUGAAGUUUUCAUUUUUCUUUUUGGUCCAGCUGUUCAUCUGCAGUGCAGAAUGCAUGUUUCUGAAACAGUGCGCAACAACUCAGUAUCCUAUUUUUCUUUUGAAGCUAGUAAUACUUGUGUAAAAAUGGUAUUUGCUCUUCCUGCUACAAAAAAGCAGUGAUAAUUGUUUCAUGUUAUGAAUUGUUUCAUCCGUGGCCAUAAUGAAUGUAACCUACUGUGCAAGAGAUCACUAAUGAUGUAUGCAAGAAAAAACACUACCAUGUUUGAAUAAAGGCCUACUGCACUGUUUUUAA
This is a messenger RNA of Oreochromis niloticus (Nile tilapia), 5223 nucleotides long. It is a transcript of the gene gpr137c, whose product is annotated as G protein-coupled receptor 137c. The record is from RefSeq and is a predicted model, not a curated record. Gene Ontology annotation, cellular component: lysosomal membrane. The coding region runs from base 489 to 1688 and encodes 399 amino acids. The transcript has 7 exons. Lineage: Eukaryota; Metazoa; Chordata; Actinopteri; Cichliformes; Cichlidae. Gene Ontology annotation, biological process: positive regulation of TORC1 signaling.